CGGGGCCGCGCGGGGCGGUGGCGGGGUCGGGGCCGCGGCCGGGGUCGCGGUUGCACCGGGCCCGACCGGACGGGAGGGGGACAGGGCCCGGCCCAGGUGAGGCCUCGCCGGUGAGCAGCACCGGGAGCAGCCGCCGCGUCUCCCCGAGGACCGGGAGGGUGCCGGUGCCAUGAAGGAGGACCGCGAGCACCCCGUCACCCUGGGUUACGCCGUCACCAAACCCGACAUCCUGGCCGAGGUGGAGCGAGGGGAGGAGGAGGAGGCGGCGGCGGGGUGCUACGGGGAGCACCGGAGCCACCGGCCGCGCACGGUGCCCGCCGGACCCUCCCAGGGGGACUGGCUGGGGAAGGAGAUGAAGGACGAGGAGGGGGUAUCCCCGCCGCCCGGCUCCCCGCCAUCCCGCUGUGCCGGCCCCAGCGACUUCCCCAUCCCGCUGCGGGAACAGGGCUGCAGCUACUGCGGCGUCCUCGAGCCAGAGCCGAAUCCUGGUGCCGGUAACAGGGGGUUCAUCGUCCUACCUCCUGCCUUUGAGAGCCACCGCUGCCAGCCGGGGGAGCCGCCGCUCGAGUGCCCCAAGUGUGGCCGAGGCUUCGGGCAAAAGCCGGACCUGGUGCGGCACCGGCUGGCGCACGGCGGGGAGCGCGCCUACACCUGCAACCGCUGUGGGAGAGGCUUUGCCGAGCCCGCGGGGCUGGGGGCUGCGGGCAGCCCCUGCCGCCCAGCCCCCUGCACCGGCCGCUCCCCGGGGACGGCGGAGGGGGGAACGGCAACACCCCGGAAGGAGCGGAAGGAGCUGUCGCUGACGGAGAAGGUGCGGGUGCUGGAGAUGCUGGAGGGCCCCAAGGUGUCUCAGAGCGAGCUGGCCAAGCGCUUCGGGGUGUCGCAGCCCCAGAUCUGCCGCAUCAUCAAGAACAAGGAGCGGAUCCUGAGCGAGUGGCACCGCAAUGGCGACCCCGAACGCAAACGCAAGCGGGAGGGGAAGGACGUGGCCCUUGAGGCUGCCCUGCUGCGCUGGGUGGAGGGUGCCCGUGCCACCGACCUGCCCGUCAGCAGCCCGCUCCUCCAGCUCAAGGCCAAACACCUCGCCGAGGCGCUGGGCCGCCCUGACCCAGAGCCCAGCGGCGGCUGGCUGGCUCGUUUCGAGGCACGCCACAACCUCGCCUUCAAGAAGCCGCCGGUGGAGAAAGGGGAUGCGGAGCAGCCCACGGCCGACCACUGGGCCGGCGCGGUGCUGCCCAGCCUCCUCCGCAGCUAUGCGCUCUCCGAGAUCUACGCCUGCGGGGAGAUGGGGGUCCUCCUCCCAGCCAGCUCCCCCGGCAAGGGCGAGAGCGCCGGCGACCGGCUGACGGUCCUGCUCUGCACCAACGCGGACGGCUCGGAGAAGGCCCCGCUGCGGGUGGUGGGGGAGAUCCCCCGGCCCCCCUGCCUGCGGGGCGUCAACCUGGGGCAGAUGCCCUGGAGCUACCGCGCCGGCAGCCUGGCUGGCAUGACCGCCCCCCUCUUUGCCGAGUGGCUGCGGGAGUUCAACGAGGGGAUGUGGCGGCAGGGGAAGAGCAUCCUCCUCCUCCUCACCAAGCACGAGGCGCACCCCUACCUCCAGCUUUCCAACGUCAGGAUGGUCUUCGUCCCGCCGGCUGCCGCCCUGGCCCAGCCCCUGGACCGCGGCAUCACCAGCGACCUCAAGGGCCACUACCGGCGCCGGUUGCUGAGGUGGCUGCUGGCGGAGCGUGGCACGGGGCAGCCGACCCUCCUGGAUGCCCUGCACAUGCUGGCGCAAGCCUGGGGCGACGUGCACCCGGGGCUCAUCGCUAGCUGCUUCCGUGCCACCGGCUUCAGCCCCGAUGCUGGCACCGAGGCCCCGGCCCCGGCCCCGGCGCCCGGCCCGCUCAGCCAGGAGCAGCUGGAGCGCCGCACGAUGACGGACGAGGAGCUGGAGCGCGACGGGGAGUUGGCGGAGGCGGAUGGGGACAAGGGGACGGCGGAGGGCAAGGACGGGGGAGAGCUGGCGGCGGUGCAGCCCUGCCCCUCGGAGCGAGAGGUCUGGGGGAGCCUGGCCACGCUGCGGCGGUACCUGGAGUGCAGGGCCACCUCGCCGGACCUCUUCCAGGCCUUCUACGAGCUGGAGGAUGCAGUGCACAUGGUGUCAGCCGGCACCGGGCGAGCCCUCAUCAGGGACACCCCUCCCAAGCAGUGAGCGGAGUGGCCAGCACGUGCCUGGACCCACUCGUGCCCAUGAUGGGGACCGGCGCUCAUCGGGGCCGUCACCGGACUGGCCUGGCCAUCAUCUCCUGCGGCAGCACCAGCUGAGUUGUGCUGUGGGGUUUGCUGUGGGUUCACGUGGCUCGGGCAAAAGGGAUGUCUGGCAGGGAGCACCAUGCACGGGGGCUGCGGAGCCACCGCACUCUGGAUGUCACCUAUCGGGGCAGUGCCGGGGGCCGGCGGUUGCAGCACCGGGGACGUGAACCUGCUGCCGAAACCUUCUCCCAGGGGGUGGCUUCUGCAGCCGUGGAGCUGCCCCUGGAGAGGAUUUGCCCUGAGUGUGGUAGUUGUGUUUGCUGGGGGGGUGGGGGAUGUGGGGUGGUGCUGGGGUGUCCCCAUGCCGGGGGCAGUGGCUCCUUCCCACAGGGGUUUGGGGGAACCGGGUGCCACUGGUUGCUGUCGCCACGUGGUGACACCAGGGGUUUGUAACAGGCAUUAAAAAGGAAGAAUUCAGCAAA
Messenger RNA from Harpia harpyja (harpy eagle), 2717 nucleotides. RefSeq names its product tigger transposable element-derived protein 3-like. The coding region runs from base 170 to 2194 and encodes 674 amino acids. The transcript is spliced from 4 exons. Gene Ontology annotation, molecular function: DNA binding. Gene Ontology annotation, cellular component: nucleus. NCBI's taxonomy places the organism in Eukaryota, Metazoa, Chordata, Aves, Accipitriformes, Accipitridae. The record is from RefSeq and is a predicted model, not a curated record.